AUGGCGGCGGGGGUCGCGCGGCUGCUGCGCGCACUGGCUGUACUGGUGUCCGUACUGGUGGUUACUGGUGGUUACUGGUGGUUACUGGUGUCCCCGUGCCCCAAGCCCGUCAUCGCCGCCGUGCACGGAGCCUGCGUCGGAGCCGGUGUGGAUCUGAUCUCGGCCUGUGACAUUCGCCUCUGCUCCCAGGACGCUUUCUUCCAGGUCAAGGUGGGACACCAGGGGGUCCUGGCACCCCCCAAAUGUCCCCGAGACCCCUCAGGUGUCCCCAGCCGGGUGCUGCCGGACAAGGAGUCCCUGCUGGAGGUGGCCCUGGAGGUGGCCGCGGCCAUCGCCGCCCGCAGCCCCGUGGCCGUGCAGGGAACCAAAGUCAACCUCAUCUACUCCAGGGACCGGCCGGUCUGCGAGGGGCUGCAGCACGUGGCCACCUGGAACAUGGCCAUGCUGCAGACCGAGGACAUCCCCAAGUCGGUGCAGGCGGCGCUGGACAAGAAAGGGCCCGAGGCCGUGCCCUUCGCCAAGCUCUGACGUCACCUCUGACGUCACCAGUGCCACCUCAGUGUCACCUCAGUGCCACUGGUGUCGCCUCAGAGCCGCAGGUGUCACCUCAGUAUCACCACAGUGCCACAGGUGUCACCUGUGUCACCUCGGUGUCGCUGCCAUGUCCUGGCCUGAGAGGUGUCACCUCAGUGUCACCUCAGUGUCACCGCCGUGCCCUGGCCUGAGCUCUGAUGUCACCGCAGUGCCAUCCCCAGUGUCCCUUUCUCCAGGCUGUAGAACCCCCCGGUGUCCCCUGGGUGUCCCCUCAGUGUCCCUUCGGUG
This is a messenger RNA of Pseudopodoces humilis (Tibetan ground-tit), 822 nucleotides long. NCBI's taxonomy places the organism in Eukaryota, Metazoa, Chordata, Aves, Passeriformes, Paridae. The record is from RefSeq and is a predicted model, not a curated record.